Molecule: messenger RNA, 3159 nt
Organism: Rotaria sp. Silwood2
Lineage: Eukaryota; Metazoa; Rotifera; Eurotatoria; Philodinida; Philodinidae
Source: the annotation of a GenBank genome assembly
AUGUUUCCAACAAGUGUAUUUAAUCAAGCUUCGAUCGGUUUUCCAUUUCCUGGUCAACAACUAUCGGCAUCACUUUAUCAAUCUCAAUUAGCUGGUUUUGCUGGAUUUAAUCCUCAAGUUGUAACACAUUUUCAACAAGCUCCACCACCACCACGUGGUCAAUCAUUACCAGCAUCAGGUAGACAAUAUCCACCACCAACUAGUACUUAUGUACCACCUCCUUUAUCAUCAUCGUCUCGACGUCAAAAACAUAGUCAACAUCCACCACCAGCUUCAUCUCAACAUUACGGACAACGUAGUAGACAUGGAUCAAAAAGUAAAAAACAUCAUAAACGACAAAGUCUUUCACCAAGUGCUCUUGUUGAACAAGGUUUAUAUUCUGAUCAUGAACAACAACGUCAUGAACAAUCACAAGAACAACAAUUACGUAGUCGAAGCCACUCGCCUGUAUUAGCCACUCACUCGAAACAAGAAGGAACUGGUAAUAUUGAUCAUCAUCAACAACAAUCUGAACUAGCUGAAGGCACUCAUAAUGAUGCAACACAAGGAGGAGUAGCAAGAUCUGAGGAAGCGCAAGCCGAUGUAGAAAGUAACAAGCAAAAAUCAAGUUCAAAGAAAAAAAAACAUCAUCGUCGAGAACAUCAUGAUACUUAUAGUAUUCCACCACCGCAAAGUGUUCUACUGGAUACUAAUCUUUAUCAACAACCAUAUCAAUCACAACAGUUUACUCAACACCAAACUUACGUUGGAGAAUAUCAUAGUGAAUUACCUCCACAAUUAAAGGUUCAUCGUCAACCACUUUAUACUGGUUAUAAUCAAGCUUAUGAAGAAUCUAUUCGACGUGGUGAUGUUUCUCGUAAAUAUGCUAAACGCUCAACACGUUUGCCACCUGAAGCUAAACAACAAUUAUUUCCUCAUGAAGAUGAUCAAAAAUCUCAGCCUCCACUAGUGCAACAACAACAACAGCAAGCAUAUCCAUUUGGUCCUACUAAUUCUGGAUAUCCUCAACAACCAUUCAGUGGUAUUCGUCCACCAUUUAAUCCAUAUCAACCUUAUGGUGUUCAACAAGUUCCACCGAAUUAUUAUGGUUCUACACCUGGUUCUGCACCUUUUAAUGCUUUACAACCAUGGUCAAAUAUAAAUGCUACGUAUGGUUCAAGUGAACAAGAAGUUCAACAUUUACGCCAACGUAUUCGUACAUUAGAAGGUGAAAUAUAUAAAUUACAACGAAAGCUUCAUAAGACAACAUUAAAUAAGAAUGAAGCAACAGAAGGACAAGAUAAUUAUAAUCAAGAUGAAAUGAUUCGUUCUCAUCAUCGAUCAAAGCCUACUAGUAGUGGAUCACCAAGAGAAACACCAGUUAUUGUUGAAUUAAAUAAUACUACAAGUGAAGCUUUUCAUGAUUCUUCAUCAAAAAAACAUCGGCAUCGUACACCUAGUACCAUGAGUUCACAACAUGAACAACAACAUUUUCAACAAGAUUCAACAACUGGUAUAACAUCUGGUCAAAAUCAAAAUCAACCAACAUCAGACGCACAUCAAUUUACACAAAUCGAUGAUCAUCAAACGCUUGAAGUAGAACCUAGAUCUUCAAUAUCAAAAAAUACACGUGAAGAAACAGCUGCACAAUUAGCACAUGCAGCUGCAGCUCGUUUUAAUAGUCGUCAAGGAUUUGUUGAUAUUCCACCUCAACAGCAAGCACCAGUACCUGCACCUGUACCAACACAAAUACCACCUGUCGUACCAGCACCAGCAUCUGUACCAGCACCACCUCCACCUGUUCCACAAGUAGGCCGAACACAAUUAAACAGUCAACAACAACAAUUUAUAUAUCAACAAGGUGUUUUACCACCUCAAGGACAACAAAUUCGUGGCCCACCACCACGUUUUCCAGCUGUUGGUAAUAUUAUUUAUCCAGGCGAUCCAUAUCAACAACAACAACAACAGCAACAACAAUUUAUUAAUCCUCAUCAACGUGUCUUACCAAAUCAAAAUUAUAAUCAAUCGAAUAAUAAUGAAUUAUUUGAUGAUGAUGAGGAGGAGGAUGAACGUCGUCAACAAGAAAAACAAAAUCGUUCAGCAGAAAAAAUUCUUGAUGCAUUUGAACGUUUUUAUAUUAAUCGUGGUAAACCAACAACAGUUCCAAUGAAAGUUAAAUAUAUUCCAGAAGAUAAUAAUAGUAAUCAAAAAUAUUCCAAUUAUUAUCAUCAGCGAAAGACAAAUAAUAAUAAUCGAUAUCGUUCAACAAGUCGACGCAGUCGUAGUAGUACUUCAUCAUCUGAAUCUAUUUAUUCCAAUUCACCAUCUUUUUCACGUCGUUCAUUAUAUGAUAAUAAUCAUCGAAAAUCGCAGAAAAUUUUUUCAUUGAAAGCAAUGUGGUUUUUCACGAAUAUUAUUUUCUUAUUUUUACAAAUAAAUAUUUUUCUUCAAGCUGAUGAUAGUGAUUGUCAUACACCAUCAAUGAUUGAUUUUGUUCGCGAUUCAUUACCGAAAAUAUGUUUCGAUUCUGAUUCAGCUGGUUUUUUAAAUUAUUCAAUGGAUAAUGUCGAAUUUUAUAAUGCACAUUGUCGUAUAUAUCAAGAUAUAAAACAAUGUUUAGAAACAAAAUUAAAAAAUUGCGAUGUUGUACGGCCUGGUUUUAAUCGACAUAUAUUAAAUUUAAUUGAAAGUUAUCAAUUACCAUUAGAAUAUUUUGAUUAUGAUGCAAAAGUUUAUGAUGAUAAUCAUUAUUUACAAAAUUUAAUACCAUUUUGUGAUGGAAAUAAACUUUCAAAUCACUUUUUACAACAAUUUGAUCGUUCAUUAUUAAAUUGUUUAACAAAAACAACUUUAACAAAACAUAAAGAAUGUUUAAGAACAUUUAAACAAAAUAUUCAAAUAAUACUACAAACAAAAGCAUCAUUAAAUGAAAUAACGAAAUGGUCAGAAGAUUUUCUUCGAUGUAUUUAUAAUUCAAUUCCGACAAAUUGUCCAACAGCAACAAAAGAAGUAUUUGUUUUUAAAGAAUUAUUAGCUGUACCUGAUAAACAUGAUUUAGCAACACCAACAUCAUUAAAUAUCACAAAAAUUGUUAGACAAAAAUUACCAAGUCAAAAUGUUGAAGGAUUCGCACAAUCAAAACGUGCUACGUCAUCUAUUCAUGGUAUAAGUAUUUAUUGA